This is a messenger RNA of Sorex fumeus (smoky shrew), 4187 nucleotides long. It is a transcript of the gene USP36, whose product is annotated as ubiquitin specific peptidase 36. Gene Ontology annotation, cellular component: cytosol; nucleus. Bases 135 to 3269 code for a protein of 1044 amino acids. Gene Ontology annotation, biological process: protein deubiquitination; regulation of apoptotic process. Gene Ontology annotation, molecular function: cysteine-type endopeptidase activity; cysteine-type deubiquitinase activity. The transcript has 20 exons. The record is from RefSeq and is a predicted model, not a curated record. NCBI's taxonomy places the organism in Eukaryota, Metazoa, Chordata, Mammalia, Eulipotyphla, Soricidae.
CGGCGCCUUUAAGAGCCUCGGUGACACGUGUGUGAGGCGGCGGAGGCCCGGAUGGUGCGUGUGCGGGGCCCGGACCGAGCAGACGCCAGCGCCGCGGGCCUGCAGCGGAGCCCGCCGAGGGCCGGUGACGCGCCAUGCCCAUCGUGGAGAAGCUGAAGGAGGCCCUGAAGCCGGGCCGCAAGGACUCGGCAGGCGGCGGGGAGCUGAGCCGGCUGCUAGCCGCGUCCGCCAAGAAGGUGCUGCUGCAGAAGGUGGAGUUUGAGCCCGCCAGCCGCGGCUUCUCCUACCAGCUGGAGUCCCUGCGCAGCAAGUACGUGCUGCUCAACCCCAGGCCGGACGGGGCCGGCCACCGUCGGAGCGGGGACGAGCCGCAGCCCAGGAGGCCAGGCAGCGAGCGUGGCUCUGAGGGUGCUGGCGCAGGCGGCGGCGGCGGCGACGGGGUCCCCGCACCCCAGAAAGUCCUUUUCCCCAUGGAGCGGCUGUCGCUGAAGUGGGAGCGGGUGCACCGCGUGGGCGCCGGCCUGCACAACCUCGGCAACACCUGCUUCCUCAACUCCACCGUGCAGUGCCUGACCUACACCCCGCCACUCGCCAACUACCUGCUCUCCCGGGAGCACGCGCGCAGCUGUCGUCAGGCAGGCUUCUGCAUGCUGUGCCUCAUGCAGAACCACCUCGUGCAGGCCUUCGCCAACAGCGGCAACGCCAUCAAGCCCAUCCCCUUCAUCCGGGACCUGAAGAAGAUCGCCCGCCACUUCCGCUUCGGGAACCAGGAGGACGCCCACGAAUUCCUGCGCUACACCGUGGAUGCCAUGCAGAAGGCCUGCCUCGGCAGCGGGCUCAAGCUGGACCGGCAGACACAGGCCACCACCCUGGUCCACCAGAUCUUCGGGGGCUAUCUCCGAUCUCGGGUCAAGUGUUCCGUGUGCAAGAGCGUGUCAGACACCUACGACCCCUUUCUGGACAUGGCGCUGGAAAUCCGGCAAGCAGCAAACAUUGUGCGUGCACUGGAGCUCUUCGUGAAGCCGGAUAUGCUGAGCAAGGAGAACGCGUACAUGUGCGCCCGAUGCAAGAAGAAGGUCCCAGCCAGCAAGCGCUUCACCAUCCAUAGAGCCUCCAACGUGCUGACGCUCUCGCUCAAGCGCUUCGCCGACUCCAGUGGCGGCAAGAUAGCCAAGGACGUGGGCUACCCCGAGUUCCUGAACAUCCGACCCUACAUGUCCCAGAACAGCGGCGAGCCUGUGGUGUAUGGCCUCUACGCCGUCCUGGUGCACUCGGGCUACAGCUGCCACGCGGGUCACUACUACUGCUACGUGAAGGCGAGUAGCGGGCAAUGGUACCAGAUGAAUGACGCUCUGGUCCACGCAAGCAACUUGCAGGCCGUUCUCAACCAGCAGGCCUACGUGCUCUUCUACCUGCGGAUCCCCAGCCCAAAGAAGAGUCCCGAGAACACCAUCUCCCGGUCGGGCUCGGCCCUCUCUGGCCGCCCCAGCCCAGGUGGGGCCAGCACACACAGCAGGCGGCCUUCCAGUCACGGGGCCGCUGCCUCGCCACUGCCUGGGAAGCGCCCGGACCCCACGGCCGUGAGGAAGCCAUCCCCCUCCGAGGAGGUCGGGGUGCCCAUCUCAAGGAACGGGUCCAUGAAGCUGCACAACGGACACGUGUCCCCGAAGCUACCCCCCGCGUACCCUUCCCCUCGGCACUGCGCGACCCCAGCCAGGAAGGCGCCAGGCCCACCGCACACCUCCCCGCCCCCCAAAACUCCUCAGGGCCCUGCCCGGGGACAGGGCUCCUGGGACAGAGGCACCCCCCACUCUACCUCACCCAAGCUGCUCGCCGCAGGGACCACCAAUGGCCACGGACCCAAGGUGGGCUCCGAGGGGCCCCAGGGAAGGGGCUCCGGCCAUGCCAGCCCUGAGCCCUCGGCCAGCAGUGACCCCGCCAAGUCCCCGCCGGCCCCCCAGAGCAGCGGCCCUCAGAGAGCAGACUCCUGCCCGGGCGCCGGAGAAGACCCCAAGGCCGGCAAGCCCAGGGCCCCCCUGAGUGCCGCCACCACGCCCGAGCUCCCCAGCUUCAUGUCACCCCCGCCGGCCAAGAGACUGGCCCUGUCGGCCAGGAAGGCCAGCACCCUGCGGAGGGCCCCCGGCAAUGACCUCCCGCCGCCCGCCCUCACCCCCCGGACAGCCUCACGCCCCGCCGCAGCCGCCGCCGGGCCCGGCCCUGCUUGCAGGGCCUUCGCAGAUGCCCCCCGACCCUCCGGCCACCUGAAGCUCCCCCCCAGUCCAGACCCCCAUGCUGCGUCUCUGUCCUGUGGCCGCCAGCCCCUGGGGGUGCUGCCUCCUCCCAGCUGUGCCUCUGCCUCCAGGCCUCUGCCUCAGGCCAAUGGGGGCUCAGUGCCCCCUGCCCGCCAGCACCCCCAGGGCCUCUGUAAGAAGAAGAGGAAGAAGGGCCCCCCGGCAGAGAGUGGGGGCCUCAGCCCAGAUGCUCAGCCUGUGGCUGUGCCCCCUCCCGGGAAGAGGCGGAAACGGAAGAGGAAGCGUCUGGAGGAGGCGGCGGUGGCCUCCUGCCCGCAGGAGGGGCCGGGGCGGGGCCAUGCCCAGCUGGAGAACGGCCAGCAGCUGACCGUGAACGGCUGUCCCAGGGGCGAGCGGCAGGUGGGGGCCGUGCCCGACCGGGGCCACAGCAAGAAGCGCAUGAGGACGAACUCGGAGGGCACGCCCUGGCACAGUGCCCAGCCCGAAGCCCCCGAGGGCUCCCCGAGGAAGAAGAGGCGGAAGAGACGGAAGCCGGAGCCAGGGUGGGCCACCGAGCAGGACCCCAGCCCCAACGGCGAGAAGGGCCCUGCGACCCCCACGCACAGCUACCCGGAGCCCUCGUCACCUGUGGACGGUGGGCUUGGGGGCACCCACACAAGUGUGCAAGGGCUCCCCCCAGACCCUCCUGAGUCCUGCCCCCGAGCCAGGGGCUUGGAUGUGCUCCAGGAGCUGCUCCGCUAUGCCUCGGACACGGCGUACGGGAAGAAAGUUCUGACGUGGGACGGGGCACUGUCAGCCGUGAGUCAGGACGCCGUCCGGGACAGCAGGCUGGCCUGCGCCGCCACGGUCACAGACGACUGGGACGCUGAGUUUGAUCGAGGGAAGGAGAAGAAAACAAGAAAACUCAAGAGAGAAAGGAGAAGAAACUUCAACGCCUUCCAGAAACUUCAGAGUAGACGGAACUUUUGGUCUGUGACUCACCCUGCCAAGGCCGCCAGCCUGAGCUACCGCCGCUGACUUGGCCGCUGCCAAGGCUGUGGAGGCCAGGCCGGGCCGGCGCUGCUGGAGGCGGAGGCACCCGAGAAGCCCCGCACGGAGCCGGCUGCACUGGUGGCGUCCCUGCACCCCGGGGGUACCGGUUCCGGACGGUGGCGCCUGGUCAAGGGAGCAUGGACGGCGCCUCUCUGCCCUGGGCGCUGGCCAGGGCGCAGUGAGCACGGCCUGCUGGGGACGCACCUGUCGCCUAUGUGGGGCCUCGGUCCAGUGACUCGGAGAGGCUCUCAGCUGGCGUGAGACGGGCCUGCCCAUGUGUACCAGGGCAUUCGGUGUCUGCAGGCUGGCAUGGAGGGCAGGCCCUGCCACUGUUGGCGCCACUGCAGACCCGGGCACCCCACCCUGGGCCAGCCUGGCCCACUGCGCCCAGCACAGUCUCCGGGGGGCGGGGGCCGCAAACUUCCCCCACGGGGUCCUUCCUGCUUUCCCACUGUUCUCUGCUUUCCUGGGAGAGGCCAGCCGUGGCCCGAGGACACCAGUCCACAGGCUCCACCUCGGUCCUUGUGGAGCAGAGGGCAGCUGGUGGGGCGCAGGUGACUCCUAUGAACCUGGAUCCACGUUUCCACCGUGUCGUCAGAAAUGGACGUACUGUGACGACUGUCUGUAGGCACACAGCGUUGUGCGCUUGCUGCCUCCACCUGCCCGCCCCCUCCCCCAGACCAGGGCCUCUCAGCCCGCUGCGCCCUCUUCUGAGGGGCCUGCAUGUCGGGGUGUGUUUACUGGACACCUUCCCACCGCGGGCCCUGUGACAUGACAUGACGGACACACGGGGCCGGCUGCGGCUGGAGAAGCCCUGAUUCCAGGCAGCUCAGAGCUCGGGAAUGGGAGUCACGACGCUCCGGGCCACCCUGAGCCGCGGGAGGAGCGGAAGGUGGCGGGGAU